Laccaria bicolor S238N-H82 is the source of this 492-nucleotide messenger RNA. RefSeq lists its product as uncharacterized. The transcript is spliced from 2 exons. The record is from RefSeq and is a predicted model, not a curated record. The coding region runs from base 1 to 492 and encodes 163 amino acids. NCBI's taxonomy places the organism in Eukaryota, Fungi, Basidiomycota, Agaricomycetes, Agaricales, Hydnangiaceae.
AUGUACAUUCAACUUCGUUCCCUGAGAGUUGCUGAUGUCCCCUACAUCAAUGUCGAUAAAGCCGUCUUCUCCAUCUCCCCAGGGUCACUAUUCGAUGUCAACUCCUACGCUCGGAGUGCUAUUGCUACGAGCAGCAUUGCAUCUGGUCUCGGCAUCGCAUGUGACGCGUGGUUUCUUCUAAGAUGCAACUGGGCAGACGUACAGACAUUCAUUGCUCGUGCUCGGGAUGUAUACGGCUCUUACUUCUUCUUCUCCCUCUCAGCGCGUGUCCUAGGUCUCUGGAUGUUCAUCUCCACCCUCUCCCUCAUGCUCUUCCUCGAGCUUGUGGCUUUCGACGCCUGGCCAGAAAGUGUGAUCACUAUUUGUUCCAUGGUAGGGGUGGUUAUGUCCCUGCAGUUUUUGGUUUAUGGCACGCAUUGGUGUGUGGGGCGAGUGGUUGAGGGUGGGCGGAUGGGUAUCAGAGCAGUUAGGAGGGUUACGGGUUGCUCAUAG